UGUGUAGAGACCAUCACAUUCACACUUGUGAAUUAGAGCUUUGCUUAUUUCAUACAAACACGCCAAAAAAAAAAAAAUUGGUAUCGUUCAUAUUGACGAAUAUAUUAUACAAACAUUUCCUGAUAGCUGAGUUGAUCAAAACCUUCCAUCUUUUUUCAUGGCUUCCUCUUCAGCCCACCACCACUUUCUCCCCAACAUCCACGGCGGAGCCACGGCGGCGCCGCCUCCGACUCCAUCAACGACGCAACCGAACAACGCCCACUUCUCAUCGGCGGCGUCGGAGGCCUCCGCGGACGCACUCGCCGGCCUCCUCCACCGCCUCCCUCCGUCGCUCUCCCUUCCCAGCCGCCGCCGCUCUACCGCCCCCUCUUCCGCGUCUCUUCCUGCCGUGUCUCUCGCCGGAGACGGCGGAAGCAGCGAUGAUCUUCUCUCCGCCGCGACUGAGUCCGGCUACUUCGACCUGACGGACUGCGGUACGAUGAUCCCGAGUGAACUCGCUCACUCGGCCGAGUCGGACUCGCUAUCGCUCUUCGGACUUGGUGAAGAACAAAAGGAGACGUGGCUCCCGAAGGCCUGGCCGCUGGGUUACGAAGCCGUUGACGGAGAGGAGGCCGAGACGGGGUCGUUUUGCUUGGACGCGGACUGUUCGACCGAGCCUUCGAGCGAGUUGAAACUCACUUCUCUACGCGAGUUCACUCGGGCUCUGGGGGAAAUCGGUCUGAAGACGGUGGAGAAGUUAGCGAGUGCUGUCGGGUUCGAUAACCCGUUUGGACAUGACCCGACCCGGUUAUGCACCUUCAUGUGGAUUCACGAAGGAAUAUCCGGUGACAAACCGGCGAUCUCCGGCGGGUUUUACCCGUUCGUCGUCUGUUUACAGUACCAGAUAAGGGAACAGAAGUAUUGCUUGAUGACCGAGUCGGGUUGGGUGACCGUGGCGCCCCGAGUUGACUCGGUUCUUGUCACGCUCGGUGAUAUCGCUCAGGUGUGGAGUAACGGGAAGCUGAAGAAAGUUAGAUACAGACCGGUGGCAUGCUCGAGUCAAGGCGAAGGCGACGACGGACGAAGCAAACGCCUAACCAUGUCAUUGUUGUUGACACUUCCCAUGGAUUCUAGGGUUUCACCUCUGAUGCCCGGAAAAGACGACGGAGAUGAAGGGCUCGGGGAGGAGGAGGAAGAAGAAGACGGGGAGAAAAGGGUAUUUAGGUCAUUUUCGUUCGAGGAUUACGCAUGGAGAGUUUACAACGAACGUCUCUACUUCAAAGAUCCGCUCGACAGGUACCGCACAAGGCUUUAGAAGGACGGAGCUUUUAGGGCCAAGAGAAGUAUAUUGUUUUGAGAUUGUGUUGUGUUUUCUCGAGUGUUAUGUCGUGGAUUGUUGAUUUAUUUGUUCUAGUUUUGUUUUUUUAAUAUUGUGUUCUGUGUUAAAACCCUACAAAAUGGCAUGUUACAUCCGUUUGUGCUCAA
Tarenaya hassleriana is the source of this 1464-nucleotide messenger RNA. RefSeq names its product gibberellin 2-beta-dioxygenase 1. The record is from RefSeq and is a predicted model, not a curated record. NCBI's taxonomy places the organism in Eukaryota, Viridiplantae, Streptophyta, Magnoliopsida, Brassicales, Cleomaceae. Bases 158 to 1294 code for a protein of 378 amino acids. The transcript is spliced from 2 exons.